Biomphalaria glabrata is the source of this 2347-nucleotide messenger RNA. Its product is annotated as coenzyme Q-binding protein COQ10 homolog B, mitochondrial-like. Gene Ontology annotation, biological process: cellular respiration; ubiquinone biosynthetic process. Bases 138 to 848 code for a protein of 236 amino acids. Gene Ontology annotation, molecular function: ubiquinone binding. Lineage: Eukaryota; Metazoa; Mollusca; Gastropoda; Planorbidae. Gene Ontology annotation, cellular component: mitochondrion. The record is from RefSeq and is a predicted model, not a curated record. The transcript is spliced from 5 exons.
CUAACUGGUUGCCAUUGAGCUCUAAUAAAGAGAAAUGAGCAAUGGCAGAAAGUAAACAUAAACAUUAUGAUUAGCCAUGGUAUAAGAUAUUUAUUGAUAUUCGAAACUGCACUAUUAGAAAGAAACAAAUUUAAACAAUGGCAAAUAGUGCAGUUGCUCGAUCCCUCGCAAGAAGUAUUCGUCCAUUCGAGCGGAAUUUCGAUAUAUGUAAAUACAGAUGUCAGAGGACCCUUACGCUAUGUGCAAGAACAUCCUUAUUACAAUUACAAGCCAGCAGCACGUAUGUCAACAAAGUCCAUUUCAUGAGAACAUUUUUCAAGUUGCCAAAUUUAAAUCCACUAUCAAAUUUGUCAAAAAGAAAAGCUUAUGCAGAACGUCGUUUACUAGGAUAUUCAAUGGAACAGAUGUAUGAUAUAGUGUCAGAUGUAGGAUCUUACAAGGAGUUUGUACCAUGGUGCACAAACUCAGCAGUUUAUGAUGUGCGGCCUACCGGAUGUAAAGCAAAAAUGGAAAUAGGUUUUCCUCCACUAUCUGAAAAAUAUAAUUCAGCUAUAAAAUUAGUUCGGCCCAAUCUUGUACAUUCUGAAUGCACAGAUGGCAGACUGUUUACUCAACUUGUAACUGUAUGGAGAUUUAGUCCUGGUCUACCUGACAAUUCAAAAACCUGUACUCUAGAUUUCUCAGUUGUGUUUGAAUUUCGCUCUCAACUUCAUUCUCAGUUGGCAACUGUAUUUUUUGAUGAAGUAGUGAAGACUAUGGUGAAUGCUUUUCUAAAAAGAGCUCGCGCUCUGCAUGGCCCAGAGUCUAUACAAAGUCAGAAGCCUAAAGUUAUAGACUACACUUCCUGACAGCUUCAAUUAUUAUUUGAUCUUAUAUAUAAUUAUAUAGUUUUUCAAAGAAAUCUUUUAACCUUAUAUGAAUUUUGUAUGAUUAGAAGCAUAAAAUUAAGAAACAAAAAAGUUGUUCAGCAUUUAUUUAAAACAAAAAAUAGUUUAAGUCUUUCUGCAGUUGUAGUAUUUUAAUGUAAAAUAUCACUAUAUACCAGUAUUGAUACUUAUUCUCUUAGGAAUCUAUUUUUGUCCUUAACAAAAUUUUGAAAAUUGUGUUUUAAAAUAAUCUACAAAAUUAACUUUUUUUUUUUGUUCCCUGUUAAUAUUCAUAUUUUUUUUUUAAAUAUCUCUAUAUAAUUUUUAGAUUUACAAAUGGAACAUUUUUUCUUGAGUUUGUUUAAGACAUUAUGAAAUUUUUUUUUAUUCAAUUUCAGACAAAAACAUUUGGUAUAGCAUAAUAUGGAUCUAUAGCAUUAGAUUUGUUUUCUUGUUUUGUCAAGGAACACAUAGACUUGUGGUUUUUCCAGUUCAAUUUGAAGGAAGUUUAAGUUACCUAAAGCCAACAGACAUUCUAAAAUAUGCACUAAAUAUACCAUUUUACGACUUGAAUACUUAUAAGUCAAGUAAAAUCAGUUACAAGCUAGAGAUCUAGUAUCUUUCCUCUGAUCUGCCUUGCAUCCCUCUGCCAUAUUUUGUUGUCAUUUUAUCUAAAUUAGAUUUUUAAAUUUUGUGCUUAACACAUUUAUAAUUGAAAGGUAUCUGUAUUUCUUAUAUUGAAAAAAGAGAAUAUUUCUGUUUAGCUUCAGCACUUCAGUGUAUAUUAGUCUGUAUAUUAAUGUAAUAAUUAUAUGUAAAUAAAUAAUGUGAUAAUUUUUUUUAAAAAAGCUUGAUAUCAUCAUGCUUAUGUUUAGUACAGAUGUCACUGUUAACUAUGUUUAUAAACUGACUUUGUAGGUGUCUUUUGAUGCAGGAAAAAAUUUGGAAAUAAGCUGCUGUUUUUGUGUUUUUUUCCAAUGUUUUUAAGUAAAAACACUUAAUAUUUAUUUUAAAAUUUAGGUAAAAGAAAAACCUUCUUACUUCACAGUAUUAUGUGAAAUAAACAUCGCAUCGCUUGUAAUUACUAAAAUGAAACAAGACAAAAUGUAUUGUUCAUGUAGUUCAUAGUUUUAGUUGGUAUCCCGGUGUUGCACUUCAUGUUUGCCUGUUUGGCUUUGAAUCAAGUUUGAACAUCUCAGUGCGUUAAUGUCACUGUAAGGAGUAAUGCGAUGGCAGCCCCAAAAGAAUGAAGUAAAACACAACUGUCUAUCUCAAUUUGUCUUUGAACUCUCCUUAGGAAAAAAACAAAACAGUUAACAAAAUAUGUUAAAAUGAAUUUUAUAAUUUCAUCCAAAAUUCGCAUUAUGUUUCAAAUAGUGGAAAAGAUUUGAUGAUUUUUCAAGCUCUACAGAUCAAGUUUUUUUUUUUAGUUCUAAAAUUAUGGACAACUAUAGUUUCAAUAAAAUAUUUUCAGUAUGCUU